AUGGCAGCCCUGUCAACUGUUUUGGCUCUGCUGGCGUCGACUGCCUUAGCCGGGCCGAGCAAUGAGCAUGUUCAUGUGGAGUCGUCCACCGACCGCCACUCGUCCGCAAGCGCCAUCGCUUUUGUCCAAGGUCUCUAUCCUCCAUUCCCACAUGUGUCAUGCGACUCCGACGUCCCUGGUCAUAACUGGAUGUCCGAUGGCUCGGUCUUGAAUUAUCCCUUGGGCGGAUACCAAUACCCUAACAUCAGAACCAUCGCCCCUGACCGCGACCCGGACUCGAUCUGGGCCCAUGGUCAUGGUCUAUGCCGUAAGCAUGAACAGUCGAUGCUUGCGUUUUCCAACAACAGCAUGGCCAACUCGCUCCACCAAGAUAGCAGAUUAUUCUACAGCAACCUUUGGGACAAAUUGUUUUGCGAGGCAUUUCCCCGCUCGGAGGCUAGCUUUUACAACGCCCACGAACUGUACGAGUACGCCGCCUAUCGUUGGACCCAUGAGAACAGCUCACGGUCAGCCAUAACCUUGGAUGACCUCGAGACCUUACGCCACCUUGCGUGGCAGCAGCAGUCACUCAAACAUGGUUACUCUGAGAACGCCCAGGACGGCUCGACCUCGACCAUCGCCGGCCGCACGCUUGCAUCCAGGGUCGCGGCUCUGUUUACCGAAAACAUUGAGACCCGCGGCGAGCGGAACAAGCUGAACCUCGCCUUCACUUCGCACGAACCUUUCCUGAGUUUCUUUGCCCUGGCAGACCUCAAUGCUGGGCCAUCUAGCGACUUAUUUUCGCAGCUCCCUGAACCUGGCGCGACGUUGACAUUCGAGCUGUUUUCUGUCGACGAGUCUGUUGAUUCCUACGAGGCCGAAUCUCUCACUGGCUCCGAUGCCUAUGGCUCCGAUCCCUCUGACAACAACGAUGAUGCUUACAGCCAGACCGACUCGUACGGCAACACACCGGGGCCCUACGGCGCCAAAACUCGCCGUAGUCUGUACAGUGACCACGAAGCCACCUACGACCAGAAGAGCAUUGGGGCCUACUCCAUGCAGUCCCCUCCUCAUCAGGAGCCCCUGUGUGCCCCGAGCCCAACCCAUAAUAGCAACGACAACCCACCCUACCCCUCCGCCGACAAACUUUACGUCCGUUUCCUCUAUCAGAACCACCACAACGGCAGCGCCGCCGACAAAUACACCCCCUGCCCUCUAUUUGGUAACACGCAAACUUCAAUCCCCUUCAAGCAAUUCCACGAGAUCAUAUCAACCAUCGGCAUCGCCAAUGCGACGACCUGGUGUCAUGCGUGCGAGAGCACCAACUCGAUCUUUUUCUGCGAGGGCGCCGUCAUUGCCCACGACGAGCACCAUCAUCACCUGCUUGCCGUGCUGCUCGGAUCGGCAAGCACGUUGCUCGCAGUCGCGGUCGUUCUGGCACUGAUUGGGUUACUGACAUGA
Messenger RNA from Chaetomium globosum CBS 148.51, 1440 nucleotides. RefSeq lists its product as uncharacterized. The record is from RefSeq and is a predicted model, not a curated record. The coding region runs from base 1 to 1440 and encodes 479 amino acids. NCBI's taxonomy places the organism in Eukaryota, Fungi, Ascomycota, Sordariomycetes, Sordariales, Chaetomiaceae. The transcript is spliced from 3 exons.